CUCCCUUCCGUUCCAAAACCAGCACCGGCUCUCAUUACCAUUAGAUCGAUCAGCCUUCACCCCUUUCCAAUCCCCACAAAACACACACCAAAGACCUCAUCAGCACCGUCCAUUUACUGCAAUGGCCUCCCCCAACACUCCGUUCCGCUCCAUUCGGGCCCUCCGGCCCCCGACCCUCCCUGUCCCGGCCGACGGCAUCAACCCCAUCGCCGUCUCCGGCACCUCCUACGUCCCCAAUCCACCUCACUGGAAGAAGGCCGCCGAGGCCCUCGACUGCGCCCACUUUGACGAGGUCCACCGGAUGAUCUCCCAAUUCUCCUCCCUCUCCUCCGUCAAGAUUGAAGGCACCACCCUCACAGUCGCCGCGGUCGCCGCCAUCGCCCGCCGCGCCGCGGUCUCUGUCGAGCUCGAUGCGGCAUCCGCGCAGUCCCGCGUCGAUCGCAGCGCCGCCUGGGUCGCCGAAAAUAUCGAACGUGGCACCGACACGUACGGCGUAACCACCGGCUUCGGCGCCACCUCCCAUCGCCGCACCAAAAAGACCGCCGACCUCCAGACUGAGCUCAUCCGGUUCCUCAACGCCGGUGUCAUCGGCACCGAGCCCCUCCCGUCGAGCUACGCCAAGGCGGCGAUGCUCGUCCGGACCAACACCCUCCUGCAGGGCUACUCCGGCAUCCGGUGGGAGCUCCUGGAAACCAUCGCCAAGCUCAUGAACCACAAUCUCAUCCCAAGACUCCCGCUCCGUGGCACCAUCACCGCCUCCGGCGACCUCGUCCCCUUAUCCUACAUCGCUGGCGUACUCACCGGGAGGCACAACUCACGUGUCAUCACCCCUGAAGGUGACGAGAUCGCAGCCACCGAAGCGCUGAAGCGUGUCGACAUCAAUCGACCAUUCGAUCUCCAGGCGAAGGAGGGGCUUGCUCUCGUCAACGGCACCGCCGUGGGGGCGGCGGUGGCGGCGACGGUGUGCUAUGACGCCAACAUUUUGGCCGUACUGUCGGUAAUCUUGUCGGCCAUGUUCUGCGAGGCAAUGCAAGGGAAGCCAGAAUUCACCGACCCGCUGACCCACGAGCUGAAGCACCACCCGGGCCAGAUCGAGUCGGCGGCCAUCAUGGAGUACCUCCUGGACGGCAGCGACUACAUGAAGGAGGCCCAGCUCCGGCACGAGAGGGAACCAUUAACGAAACCAAAGCAAGACCGCUACGCUCUCCGGACCUCCCCCCAGUGGCUUGGGCCGCAGAUCGAAGUAAUCCGAAUGGCGACCCACUCGAUCGAGCGGGAGAUCAACUCCGUCAACGACAACCCCUUGAUCGACGUCGCCCGCGGCAUCGCCCUCCACGGCGGCAACUUCCAGGGGACGCCCAUCGGCGUCUCCAUGGAUAACCUCCGAAUCGCACUGGCGGCGAUCGGGAAGCUCGUCUUCGCUCAGUUCUCGGAGCUCGUCUGCGACUACUACAACGACGGGCUGCCCUCCAACCUGAGCGCCGGCGCGGACCCGAGUCUCGACUAUGGGCUCAAGGGGGCGGAGAUCGCCAUGGCGGCGUACUGCUCUGAGCUCCAGUACUUGGCCAACCCGGUCACCACCCACGUCCAGAGCGCCGAGCAGCACAACCAGGACGUGAACUCCUUGGGUCUCAUUUCAGCUAGAAAGAGCGCGGAAGCUGUCGAGAUCUUGAAGCUGAUGAUUGCCACCUAUAUGGUAGCUCUCUGCCAGGCCAUAGAUUUGAGGCAGUUGGAAGAGAACUUGAAAGAGGUGGUGAAGCACUCGGUGAUGCAAGCUGCGAGGAAAGCACUGUUCGUGGCCGAGGACGGGAGUUUAUUGGAGACGAGGUUCUGCGAGAAGGAUUUGAUCCAAGUGGUGGAGAAGCAGCCGGUGUUCUCUUACAUUGAUGACCCUGGGAACCCGGCGUAUGCUCUGAUGCUGCAACUGAGGGAGGUGUUGGUGGAGAAGGCGCUGGAGGGGAGUGAAGCGGGGAUGGCGAUGUUUAAGAGAAUACCGGAGUUUCAGGAGGAGUUGAGGCAGAGGCUGAGGGAGGAAGUGGGGAAGGCGAGGGAGAGGUUUGGGAAGGGGGAUUUCAUGGUGGGGAACAGGAUAAAAAAGUGCAGGACUUGUCCGGUGUAUAGGUUUGUGAGAGAGGAGCUGGGGACGGAGUUGCUAACAGGGGAGAAGAAGGUCAGUCCUGGUGAGUAUAUUGAGAAGGUUUACCAGGCAAUCGGGGAGGGGAAGGUGGGGAGUGUGGUGGUGGAGUGUGUGGAAGGGUGGAGGGGAUCGGCGGGGCCAUUCACACCGAGGCCGGAGGUGUCGUCGCCGGUGCAUAAGAAGCCAGAGUAUUGGGGCUGGUUCGAGCAGGGACGCUCGCCGUCGGCGACCAGUGGAAGGGGGUACUGGAACCUCUAAAAGAGGAGAGGGGGAGGAGAAUUGGGGUGUUCGGUCUUUUGAAUUUAAAACAAGAUUUAGAUUGGCUGUUUUUAUUUUUGUUUCUCUAAUCUGUAACAAGCCUUGGAUUGGCUUAGAUCUUAUUGAUGUCUGAACUUCGUAUUUGUGAUAUGUGAUUUUAUGAACCGUGUCAUUCCCUCCAA
Molecule: messenger RNA, 2577 nt
Organism: Elaeis guineensis (African oil palm)
Lineage: Eukaryota; Viridiplantae; Streptophyta; Magnoliopsida; Arecales; Arecaceae
Product: phenylalanine ammonia-lyase 2
Biological process (GO): L-phenylalanine catabolic process
Cellular component (GO): cytoplasm
Molecular function (GO): ammonia-lyase activity
Source: RefSeq, a predicted model, not a curated record